CGCCACCACAGCAGGAUCAACGCACGGGACGCCGCGUCGUCUCCUUCCGCUCCAGGCUCCUCGAUAAGACGUGGUUCGAUCAGAUGCGCGAGCCUAAUCGGCGGUAUCGCUGGCAUGUGGUGUGUCUCAUCAGGAUGAUCAUCCCAAGUGCGAGCGUCAUAGCGAUGCUCCCAGACGAAGAAGCAACAGAUAGAGUCUCUGGAGCUAUAUCUUCCGGAUUUAAGCCACGCGGCGUAACCUCCUAGUCAGCCGAGCGAUAUUGGAUGGGUCGCGGGAUCGUCCUUUCGGGAUUCGUUUAAAUGCAAGGUCAUCUGGCUCCGGGCUUCGCAUUGCAUCGCAUCUCAGCUCACCAUGUUCGACCUGCGCAGAAGUACCGCUCUGGCUUUUGUUUCCCUUGCACUGCUGCUGGCAUGCAACCCUGUCCACGGCCUGACGACGGUCAUCCCGUCGAACAGCUUCAGCAGCUACUCCGUCUUUGAGAGCUUUUGGGGCUAUCUCUAUCCCUGGGGGUCUGACCACAACGGCAGUGCCCGGAUGGUCGGCAACUCCAGCUACCACCAGAACAUCGCUGUCGCGUCCAACACCUUGACGCUCGUGGCGACGCCCACCUCGAACCCCGUGCCGCCGACCAGCGCGUCGAACCCGCACCCCGCGAUCCACUACGCGAGCGGCACCGUGUACGCAAAAUCGCACAUCACCGUCACGACGUCGCAGGCCUACACGCUGUCCGGCGAGUUUAGCGCACCGACGACCUUCGGGACUUGGCCGGCGUUCUGGCUCACCGCUGUCAACUCGUGGCCUCCCGAGGUCGAUAUCGGUGAAUGGAAAGGGACCAAGAAUAACUGGUACAAUACAUUCAACACUUCGAGUGCCGUCGUGUCGCACCUCGUCCCAUGGCCCUCGGAUCUCUCCUUCCACGCGCUUAAGGCCGUCAUGACCGCCCAGCCGAACGGCGCCGACGUCAAGAUCGACUUCUACCUCGACAAUGUCUUCCAAGUCACGCAAAUCGGUGCUGGAUUCGUGAACCAGCCGCUUUGGCUCAUCAUUGACCUGCAGAUGGAGGGAAGCUCUGGAUCCCCUGGACCGACCGGGAAAACUACCUACAAGGUCCGCAACCUCUCGGUCACCCAUACGUGAGCCAUGGGGCCCGGAAAUGUCACAUGAAUUUGUCUUCUUUGUAACCAAUGUAAACAAUGAAUGUCGUCGUCAAGAGCAAUCCAUUCGAGCCCUUGUAUCUGAAUUCCAUCUUCGAUUCUGUCGGCCCUCGAAGGAAAUCUAAUCUAUCCCAGCCGCGUGCGGCUCACAUAAGGUGAUACUGAUCCGUGUGCAUCACUACCAUCAUGAUGCGAUCUGCAUUCAAACUGCUAGCAAAAUCCGCGCCGGCCGAGCGCAACGACCAGGCAUCGAGUCACGACUUUGCACGACAGGCGACGACAACGUGCAGCUCUACCACACGCGUGUGCGCGCGCGAAUAAGACGGUCUUGACUGAGCCGUCCCCCCACUCGCCCGAGCCAUCGACCCUGCCCCAUGCCCCGGCACCCAAUCAGACUGAUCCCGCUCGGUAGUCUGCUCAACGCCCUCCUCCUCGCCGCCCUCCUCGUGCCCAGCGCCAUCUCCGUAGCUGCCCAAAGCCCGGCCGAUCCGCUAGAGCCCCCCGCGUCACGGUUAUUCCCCAACGCGACCAUGCCGCUCCUGUCCCCCGCGAACAGCGUGACGCACAACCCCGCGCAGCCGUACACGUACCACCCGCCGCAGGUCCCGCUGGACGCGAACAAGUACCCCGUGGCGCCGCCGGAGCUCGAGCUCGCGCAGGUGCACGUGUAUGUGCGACACGGUGCGUGGGCCGCGCGCCGUUGGACUCUUGGAGGCUGCAGCCAGGCUGACAUGCGCGCGCGCACACACAGGCGAGCGGACCCCGGUGGGCGUGCGCCUCGCGCCGUUCAUCCCGGAGCACUGGGUUAUGUGCACGGCCGGGCGGCAGCACGACAGCCAGGUCAUCAGCGGCAGCAACGGGAACGACCGCCUGCGGACGCGGCGGGUCGUCGAGCGCAAGGACGGAUUGCCCGCUGAGGGAUUAUGGUGAGGAAUUCGCUGCUUUGCCUCACGACCGGCCGGGUUCUCAUGCGCGUGAUGGAACGUUUAUAGUUUGCUUGGGGAGCUGACUGAUA
Mycena citricolor is the source of this 2169-nucleotide messenger RNA. Lineage: Eukaryota; Fungi; Basidiomycota; Agaricomycetes; Agaricales; Mycenaceae. The record is from the annotation of a GenBank genome assembly.